AAUUUUGUUCAGUGCUCUCGAGUUUCAUUCCAUUCUGACCAUCGAUAUCCUCAAAUUCUAUCCAGUGUUCUCAGAGUUUAUUCCAAAUGUUCAGACUUUCAUUCGGCCUACUAAGCUUAAAUUUCAUGUUUAUUCCUAGGUUUUGUUCCUAUGUAAUGCAGGGAACACUCCACAUAGGCUAUUUGACAGAGAUUAUGUUAGGCCUACUCAAAAAUAUUUUCAGUCAUAAUUCACACAAAUGUGCAUCUCGCAAGACAUUCAUUUUGUGUUGUCUUGCAUGCAAAUUUGUGUGUGAAAGUGACUUGUGCUCGUGCGCAUCUUAAAGUGCAUCUCUGUCAUCCAGCUGAUCCCUGCUCCACGUCAGUAGAUGGCGGUCCUUUGCAAAUAAAGAUGAAAACAAACCCAACUGUGUGCAGACAUUCGCGCUUCGUUUGCGCGCGUGCUGCAAACUUUUGGGUAGAGUCAAGACAAGACAAACUGUCAGUUACAUGUUGGCAACUGAGCACCAUCCAAACAUCAAACGUAGCCUUAGGAAGUCGACUUUCUCCAAGCAGGAAAUAUAUGGUUAUUGUCGAGGACUUGGUAGGCCUACCACUUCUUUAUUUAAGGUUUUCAAAUCUACCUAAGUAUGAAGAAAGAAAUUGAAGCAGCAGGGGCAUUCCUGAAAAAUCUGGUUAAAAGGUCUGACAAGUUGAAUUCGGAACAAGCAGAUGUCUUUGUAGAACAUCUCAUAGAUAUUUUGCAAGAGAAGUACAAAGCUCAUUGGUACCCAGACAACCCCACAAAAGGUCAAGCAUUUAGGUGUAUUCGUGUCAAUGGUCACCAUAGCAAGGAUGCAGAAUUGCUUUUGGCAUGCCAGAAAAGUGGUGUACAGUACUGCUACUUAGGCUUGCCUUUAGAACUCACCCUCUGGGUGGAUCCAGGAGAGGUCAGUUGCAGGUACAGUGAAGACACUCCACCCUUUACCCUUGCAAGCAUCAUUGGAGAUGAUGAUGAUGAUGAUAAUGAUGAUGAUGAGGAUAAUGAUAAUGAGAAAGUCUUGCUGAAAGUGAGAAGUGCCUUGGAAAAAGUCACCUCUGACUAUCAUUCGGAGACCUCAUCAGAUGAUGACUGUGUCUGUAUAUCCCCACCUCCUGAGAAUGACAGUGCUUAUACUACCCCUCCUUCAGAGAGGGAUAGUGAUAGUGGCAAGGCUUCUCAAAGCUUUUUUGGUGUGACCUCGUAUCCUGAGAACAACACUUUCAAUGGCACUUUUUCACCACCAAAUAGGCGUAGUGGUGCCCCCACCCCUACACCUCCUCAACACAGAAGCCCCCCUUUACAGGUUGUUUACUCAGGUGCACCACCAUUGUCACCACUCUCCUGGAGAAUACCUGUGAGAUCUCCUGUUGAGCCUCGAUCCUAUUUUAUGCUGAAUACACGCGUCCGGCCCUUUUCGACGGUCAGGCCCCAUGGCUGGUCAAGGCCUGUCCACCGCAAUCCUAUGUGGAGCUGCCCCUCUGCCCGAUCGCACCAGGGAAGUACUUCAGCGUUUUGGUCUUCGGCUGGGAAUGAAAGAAGAUUUGAUGGAAGGAUGAAUUUAAGCAGACCACUGAAGUAACGUGUCCAAAUUCUGUUUGGUUUUUAAAAAAUAAUCAGCCACUACUUUCACUUUUGUGUGUUUCGAUUUGCCAGAACGUUUUUGCACUUUAGGUGACUUGUCGAAUAACGUUGUACCUUGUUGUAAAUUUUUUUGAUUAACUGAUAAAUUUAGUUUUAUUUAUGUAUAAUGUGUAAUGCAGUGCUCUUUGAUGUAGGCCUAUGAAUAUUGCCAGUAGCGAAUAUUUAAAAGACAGUAUUGUAUUUAUUUGCACAAUGGUGUUAAUCAUGAUAAAAAAUAAACAUGAAUGUCUAACCUCUA
Messenger RNA from Alosa alosa (allis shad), 1900 nucleotides. RefSeq names its product maternal B9.15 protein-like. Bases 629 to 1600 code for a protein of 323 amino acids. The transcript has 5 exons. NCBI's taxonomy places the organism in Eukaryota, Metazoa, Chordata, Actinopteri, Clupeiformes, Clupeidae. Gene Ontology annotation, biological process: negative regulation of cell population proliferation; negative regulation of mitotic cell cycle. Gene Ontology annotation, cellular component: nucleus; cytoplasm. The record is from RefSeq and is a predicted model, not a curated record.